Molecule: messenger RNA, 1515 nt
Organism: Clonostachys rhizophaga
Lineage: Eukaryota; Fungi; Ascomycota; Sordariomycetes; Hypocreales; Bionectriaceae
Source: the annotation of a GenBank genome assembly
AUGCCCGGCGCUCUCAAAUCCACCGCUUGCCAGACGUGCAAGACACGCAAAUCAUCCCACAGUCCUCGCUUGGCAAUGCAUUUGAGAGACACCAAUUCUAACUUUUCAUGUGUUGCCCCCUUUCAGUGUGACGAGGAAUGGCCUACAUGCACCCAGUGUAUACGAAGGAGCUUGGCAUGUCCUGGACCAGCCUCCUUGAUCAAAUUUGUCAAUCGCCAUCAUGACGAGGACCAGAGAAGACUGCCAGUAGAGAACAAGGCUAGUCAUGGAGUCGGGGUCUUGGAGCCUCUUCGGAGCAAACGACACCGUCCAUCAGAAGGCACAAAGAACCCAGCAGGUGCUGACAAGGCUCUAACGAAAACAUUUCGUUUCCGAACCACGGCGCGGCCGAAUUUGACCACGACAGCAGACCGCGUUGGUUCCCGCAUUUUUUACCAUCUCGAUGGCAAACGAGACUGGGGCUGGGUGUUCUCGAUGCACUACCUGGAGGAUCUACCGAGACGCCUGUCAGAGAGCACCAGUUUACAGCAUACCGCUGGUUUAUUUUGCACCGUCUUUGGAGAAUAUCGUCGUGGCGAGCCAGCCAAGGAAUUCGUCACCUUGCCUGCCUAUGGCAAGGCGCUUCGUAGCUUGCGGCGGGCAAUUGCACCGGGUAAAACGUUGACCGUGGAGACAUUAGCAUCCAUCAUGAUGUUGGAACGUACAGAGAACGUUUUCAAUCGAGGGCGUGAUGCUCUAUGUGUAACUCAUUCAGCGGCCGUCGCAGAUAUUGUACAACAAUUAGGGCUUCCAAAGUCUGAUGACGGACUCCACCGUGGUCUGGUUACUGACAGUUAUGGCACGAUGGCACUUUACUUCAUGAACAAGGGCCGCAACAACUUCAUAACAGAAGAUCCGUGGGGCGAACUUGUUGCAAACACUAUGGCUUCGUUUAUUGAAAGCGAGGAGCUAAGACCGUAUUUCAAACAAAGUCUUAUUACAUAUAACGAGGUCUUCAGGUCAGCACGGGACUUGAUACUUCGCUGCCAGAUGGUCCGUUCUGGGCCCCAAGAUGCGGAAGCCUCAGAACAACUGAUCAGAGAUCUUGCUGGCACUGAGAACGCCCUAGAAAGUGCAUAUAGCGAGUUACUCAAGAAAUCUUCUGAUCUAGGCCUAAUACACGAAAAGGAUGAUCCCGGCUCUAUCGCUGGAAGUACCUAUCGGCCGUCACUCGUCCGCGUGGCUCAAACCAUGAUAUCAUCAAUCGGCCUACGACUUAACUUACUGCGGAUGCUUUAUGAUUGCAGCGUCAUCCAUGGUGCCGACGAUGUUGAGUUCUUAUUUACGAGAUUCAGAAAUUUAUGUGUGGAGGCGUGGAAGCUCAUACCCUUUGUUCAAAGUCUAGAGGCCUGCGUUGCAUCAAGCUCAAUAGCCUAUCUUUUCCCGACUCUUGAAGUGGCAAAUGCUGAAGAAAAAUUCAUCGAUUGCCUAGAGAGAGAGACGCGUUGGAGAAAAUGGCCAUAUAUCUCACCAUGA